Molecule: messenger RNA, 1011 nt
Organism: Psilocybe cubensis
Lineage: Eukaryota; Fungi; Basidiomycota; Agaricomycetes; Agaricales; Agrocybaceae
Exons: 4
Coding region: 1-1011 (336 amino acids)
Biological process (GO): tRNA splicing, via endonucleolytic cleavage and ligation; tRNA-type intron splice site recognition and cleavage
Cellular component (GO): tRNA-intron endonuclease complex
Molecular function (GO): tRNA-intron lyase activity; nucleic acid binding
Source: RefSeq, a predicted model, not a curated record
AUGAGCUCAGACACACGGAUUAUCCCACUUCGAGUGGUAAACAAAACGGCGUAUAUCUGGGAUGUUGAUGACAUCGCCAUUGUGCGCUCAAAGCACCGCAUCUGCGGUAUACUUGUCGGUACACUUCCGCAUCUCUCCCAACAGAAUGUGUUCUUGGGGGUUCCUCUAGUUUUGAUGCCGGAAGAGGCUGCACUCUUAGUCAACAUAGGCGCCGCCGUCUUUGUUGACGAUCCAAACGCCCAUCGGAAUCCCACCAUCCCACAACUAGAAGCAUGGUCCGCGGAGCAGAGAGAUUUGGCAAGGUCUCAAAUUGAGCUAACUGAGACAAAGACAGCAAAAGAGAGUGCUAAUCCCACGCGCGCCAUGUCUGAAGACGCGCUUCGAAAACGGAGGGAGCGUGAGGAGCGAAAGAAGGCUAAAGCAGCUGAAGUCGCUGCACAGCAAGCUGCUGCUGCCUCUGGAUCCGGAGAAACAGAAUUGAAUCCCUCUUUGCUACUUGGCGCACCAUUAAUGUCCAAGCCAGAAACUAUCCACACACCCCCGACAGACCCCCUCACCCCUUCUUCGUCUGAGCUUUCCAAAUCUGCCUCUACUCCUUACACCAUUGUGAUACCCGCAUCCGCCGCAUCUCAGCCAUGGUACAACGCUUCGUCAUGUACAUAUAAAACCAUUGAAUCCGCCAGAGCUGCUGGGGUCUGGGAUUUUCCAGCAACACUCUCCGAUCGUGCUAGAUCUGGCGUGUUUCAUGACCUUUGGAAGCAGGGAUAUUUCAUGGGUGGGGGCAUCAAAUUUGGGGGCGAGUAUCUUGUAUACCCAGGCGACCCAUUGCGUUAUCACUCUCAUUUUUCUGCUUCGGUGGUUGAGUCACCCAUAGCUUCUUUAAGACCUAUGGAAAUUGUUGCCCAUGGUCGGUUAGGUACCGCUACCAAAAAAGCUCAUCUCCUGUGUGGAUGGGAUGACGAAAAACAAGAAGUCUCUUAUCUUUCCAUUGAAUGGGCAGGCUUUGGUUAA